GCUUGAGGGGCGAGCGGUCUGGGCUGGGGCGGGAGGGGGAGCUGCCAGAAUGGCGACGGGCCCGCGGGGGGCUCAGGCAAAGGUCCUGCAGUACGAAGCCUUCGUCAGCGACGUCCUGCAGCGAGACCUAAGGCAGGUGCUGGCACAGCGAGAUGAGGUGUACGGACAACUGGCCGCCUACCUACAGCUGAAGAACGUCCUGGAGCGGAUCCAGGAAUCGGGGGAUCAGAGGCUGCGCACACAGGUGGAUUUAGGAUGUAACUUCUACGUGAAUGCGGAAGUGCCAGACCCUUCUCGGAUAUUUGUGGGACUCGGCCAUGGCUUCUUCCUGGAAUUGACAUUGAUGGAGGCCUUGAGGUUCAUUGAUCGGAAAAGCCGCCUGCUCACCUCGCUCAGUGACAGUCUCACCCGAGAUUCGGUUCGGAUCAAGGCCCACAUCCGACUGGUGCUAGAGGGCCUUCGGGAACUGCAGGGGCUACAAGAGCUGCCAGACCAUCAUAACCAUCCAGACCAUCCAGGACACUGAUUAGGAUGUCAAGAACUUCCUUUACCUAAUAAGACUGCUACAGAGGCUCCACCUCUUGUCACUUGGAAUCAGAAAUCCCUUAAUAAAAACUGGGAAUGAGGCUGGGGGGGUGGGGGGGGA
Messenger RNA from Trichosurus vulpecula (common brushtail), 646 nucleotides. It is a transcript of the gene UXT, whose product is annotated as ubiquitously expressed prefoldin like chaperone. The transcript has 6 exons. Lineage: Eukaryota; Metazoa; Chordata; Mammalia; Diprotodontia; Phalangeridae. Gene Ontology annotation, biological process: negative regulation of transcription by RNA polymerase II. The coding region runs from base 50 to 526 and encodes 158 amino acids. Gene Ontology annotation, molecular function: transcription corepressor activity. The record is from RefSeq and is a predicted model, not a curated record.